UAAUUUUGUGUCAGCCAAUUCCGAGUUACAUUAAAAGCGCCGUCAUCCAAUUGAAAAAAAAUAUCCAAAUGAAGACCUUUGAUUGGUCAUUCAUUUUAAACACGAUGACAAAUUAGCCAAUCAGUGAUGAUGUUGUUGGUCGUUGUCAGCAACAAAACCACACUGUUUACCAAUCAGGAACUAGCGUGUGUCUGCUAGUGCAGCCAGUCAAAGCAUUGUUUUAAAGCUAAAAAAUGAUAUACUAAACCGUUUAUUUGUGAUUUUAUAAAUUUGUUUACACACGUGGUGCUAUCUUUGCGUGUAUUUUAUGUCGGCAUGAAUCUCGGAGAUGGCCUGCUGUUUGAACUAGAAAAAGGAAAACCCAAGUUGAUUUUACUCAGUCAUGGUGAGAAAUAUCCAGCAAAGCAGCUGUCCAUCAGGCCCAGAGCAGCUAACAUCCUGAGCGCCAAGCAGCCGUCCUGUGUGGAAGAGGUACAUGGAGACGAGCGAACAACCCGGCUGCUGGCGGGGAGGCAGAGGGAGGUCAGGUAUAAAGCAAAGGGAGCAGCUUCCUCCUCGACCCCCACCACCACUGAAGGGAAGAGCACCAGUUUGACAUUAUCUAAGACACAUAACCAUCACAAAGACAGCGUUAAAGUGGAGGCCAAGGUGAAACCAAUCAAACAUGCAGUCAACAACAACGUUGGACCCCAGAGAGCCAACAAGAAAACAGAACAGCCUCCAAACACUGGGAUUCGGGUUGGUGGAAAGUUGGGAUUGAAGAACACUCUUCCCAGUGGAGAUGAAAGACUCAAGGACAUCGUGUGUCUAACCAAUGAGCAGCUGCAACAUUUACUCAACGCUGCUCAGACCCUCAGCAAUGGUCAGCAUGCACCAGAGAACCAGGAGCCACAAGGAAAUGAGACUGAUCUGAAAUGUGCCUCUUCUGUGAAAGAAGGAGAAGAUGGGGAAAUAAAGGAGGAAGGUGGAGGAGGAGAGAAAGGAAUAAAGAAGAGAGGGGGAGGAACAGAUACAACCAGAAGCUCACAAGAAAAAGACAAUGGGGUGCCUGCAUGUCUGUUCAGCUGGCUGGAGGACCGACAGUCAGACAGUAAGGCUGCCAUCGACGCCAGGAAGGUUCAGUGGAGGAGAGAGCUUGAUGAGCAGGUGGCCCUAAAGCAGCAGCAGCAGCAGCGUUUGGCUCCAGACAGGCUGCAGGCUGAGGAGUAUGCAGAGAGUGUGUUAUCUGUCCAGAGCUCUGUCAGCCUCAGAGAGCUACCUGCAGCCAUCAGAUCCAGCCUCAGACUCGGGGAGAUCACCCCGAUGGAGGAUGUGUUGAGUGUUGAGAGGAGGGAGGAGCAGAGGAGACGCUGGCUGGAGGAGCUGGACCACCAGAAAGAGGAGGCGUCUGAACGCAGGAAACGAGAGAAACUGCUGCAGAACCAGACGGAGGAUCACGAGCGCUGGGCCACACACUUUGACUCGCUGCAGAGGAGGCCUCUCGUUCAGGCUCCAACUCCAUCCGCCCUUCCUCCAGUUCAGCUCAGUGGCUCUGAGCGAGGAGAGUGGGAGCCCUCGUCCAGCUUGUCUCUGGUCUGGGAGGCAACAAGUAGCUGUGGAGCAGAAAGUGUCAUUGGAGCCAGUGUGGAUUCAACUGGUGGAUAUCCCAGAACCAGCUAUCUGAGGACGAUGACCUCCCUGCUUGACCCUGUCCAGAUUGAAGAGAGAGAGAGGAGGAGGCUCAAACAGCUGGAGCAGCAGAAAGUGAUUGAAGCCCAGAUGGAGGAGCGCAGGAAACAAAGAGAGCAAGAGGAGGCGAAGAGGAGACGAGAGGAAGAGGAGGAAGAGAGGAGGGUGGCACUGGAAAGGGAGAUGCUGCAGAGACAAUAUAAGCUAGAAACCCUGAAGAUGAAGCAGGUGCAGGCGGUCCAUCAGGUAGAGCCGCCAGAGAACGGCCACAAUGACAAAAACCUUCAGGAAACAUUUGAGUCCAGCAAGGUUAUUACACAAUCCAAGGAUGUGGAGGAUGCUAACCGUUCAGCCUCCUUGUUCAAAAACACUGCCGUCCAGACAGAAGCUGCUCCUCUUCUCCCACUGAAAGCUGAUGAAGUUCAGAUUCCUGACGUCGGUGCUCAGCAUCACCCGUCUCCCUCUCCGUCUGUUGCUCCUUCAAACAGCAGGAGCAGAGGGAGAACGGGGAAGGAAAACAUGUGUCUGCCAGCAGGAGACCCGUAUGAACCGUUUGUAAGGACAGAGAGGAGCAGGAGAGACAAGAGGAGGCCAGAGUGGAACACUCAGAGGCCCAGCCGUCGGUUUGUUCCCGCCUCGGAGCGUUACCCAGUCGCCAUGCAGAAGGACAGACAGGAGAGUCGCCUGAAGAGGCAGGCUGAGCUCCUCGCUCUGCAGGAGCGAACCUGUCUGUCCAGAACCGAACCUUCUGCCGCUCAGCACCAGGAGCUCCAUCUCUGUCCCAGUACUCAGCAGACCAGAACCAGUCCCGCCAAGAAGGUGGAAACUGGCAACAAAGGAAACAACAUCUCCACAACCAUCAACACUGACAGAGGGCGCUCUCCUGCUGUCCCUGCAGUCAGACACAAAGUUCAGAGUCAGCAGGUCUCCACCACUCUUCAUCCUUUACCUCCAGUCCUGGAGUUCAUUCCCUACGUACGGACUGAUGAAGUCUUCCACCUGGAUCCACUGGAGCCUGCUGACACACCUCCACCCCACACACACUCAGGAGCUCCUCCUACGAGUUCAGCAUCUCCUCCUGCACAUCGAGACCCGCUCCUCCACCCAGAGCUGCUACGCAACACACACACACAGCGACAGCAGGAGAUCCUGAGAGGCUUGGCUCAGCUGCGGCAGGGUUUGUUACAGAAGCAGAAGGAGCUGGAGACAGAUCUGAACCCACUACUGAACCACCACGGCAACGAGCAGCGGUUGCCCUCAACAACACACCGCAUGUGACCUCCAACACAUGACGACGCUUCACAGCUGUUUUUAUGCACUAAUAAUGAGUGUAUUCCUGAAAACCUUCUUGUUCAGGAAGCUUUGGAGCACAGGAAUGGGACAAUCGGUGUGCCAAAACUGGUUUUAUUCAUGUCACACCGAAAUAUUAACAAAAUGCAGCCAUCAAGUUUAGCAAAUCAGAAUGUUACCAAUAAUCCGGAGCUGGUGGUUCCCACCUUUCCUGAGUCUAAAAUGCAGUUUGACGACAGCAGAGAAGUUUUUUCAGCUUAAACCAAGCUGUUACCUUUAUGCUACAAGUCUCCUCCGUCAGAGGGAAGAUGAGGCAUCACAACUUCCUUCUGUGGUAAAGAAGCAGGAGGAAGUGGUGAGGCUUUAGCCCUUCAUGCCACAUGUUUAACCAUGGUUACUACUGCAAAUGAUGUCACCAGCUCAGCGAGGUAGCGCCCUUCUCCCAACAUUUUCCAGCUCGGUAUUUAACAGUGAAAGCAGAUUGUGACGGGAGCUGCAUGAAAGGAGUAAAAUCCAUUUUUAUUCUGUCACGUUUUGGAAGUUAAGGCAACAGUACAUACUCAGAAAUCAGUGAACCCGCCAUCAGUACAGACAUUAGUUGCUACCAUGCGUCUCCACCAACUCAUGCAGGACUCAGACUUAGUUUCUGCUUUUCACUCAACCUGAAUAUUCAAAUCAUGGAUGUCAGAAUUAACAAUCAUAAAACAAAUCAUAUCCGCUUGCUACCACUGAUGUCUCUCCACCUCCACUCCCAGCAUCCACCAGCUCCAUCAGUUGCACAUCCCAGUUUGUUUACAGGAGAAAAGGGAAGUGGAGUGGAGUUCUACCUCACUUACUGCAAAAUACUGCCAUCUUUCCUGCCACGGCAGGCGAGUUUCUCCUGCUGCCCUCUGAAUCUGGACGAGCACCUUUAUGCAAGGAUGUUAUAAUUAUAGUUUGUUUUUAUGCUCUUUCUAUUAAAAUUACUUUGGAUGAGACAGCUAAUAAGAUUUUAAAAUUUAUUCUACAGAAAAUCUGUUGACUUGAUUAAAUCAUGAGUGAACCUGUGUUCUGUUGUUGUAUAAAGCAUGUUUUUUAAUGUUUUUUUAUUUAUAGUAAAUGUAAUAAAUUAAUGAUUUCACUCCAUGAAAGAUGUGUACG
Melanotaenia boesemani (Boeseman's rainbowfish) is the source of this 4098-nucleotide messenger RNA. It is a transcript of the gene ccdc66, whose product is annotated as coiled-coil domain containing 66. Gene Ontology annotation, molecular function: microtubule binding. The transcript has 21 exons. Bases 316 to 2946 code for a protein of 876 amino acids. Gene Ontology annotation, biological process: cilium assembly. Gene Ontology annotation, cellular component: microtubule; cilium. NCBI's taxonomy places the organism in Eukaryota, Metazoa, Chordata, Actinopteri, Atheriniformes, Melanotaeniidae. The record is from RefSeq and is a predicted model, not a curated record.